Molecule: messenger RNA, 1308 nt
Organism: Habropoda laboriosa
Lineage: Eukaryota; Metazoa; Arthropoda; Insecta; Hymenoptera; Apidae
Product: annexin B9
Exons: 7
Coding region: 141-1115 (324 amino acids)
Cellular component (GO): cytoplasm
Molecular function (GO): calcium-dependent phospholipid binding; calcium ion binding
Source: RefSeq, a predicted model, not a curated record
CUACGGAUGACGUGAUGCGAAAGUGGGUGUGACUACCAUUGGAUAGCCGGCUAUCAAACGUGAAGGUUCUCUUCAAUUUUACCUUUCAAAAGCAGUGUUGUUAUCAAUCUUGUUGCAAGCCGUUUCUUAUAUAGACAAAAAUGUCUCAACAACAAUAUUAUCCAUUUAAAUGUACUCCUACAGUAUAUCCCGCUGAACCAUUUGAUGCAAAUGCAGAUGCUGCAAUGUUGCGUAAAGCUAUGAAAGGUUUUGGUACAGAUGAGAAAACUAUUAUUGAUGUGCUUACAAGAAGAGGAAUUGUUCAAAGAUUAGAAGUUGCUGAAGCAUAUAAAACUUUGUAUGGAAAAGAUUUAGUUAGUGACUUGAAAAGUGAACUAACAGGAAAAUUAGAAGAUGUUAUAAUUGCUCUUAUGACACCAUUACCUCAUUAUUAUGCUAAAGAAUUACACGAUGCAAUCAGUGGAUUAGGAACUGAUGAAGAAGCAAUUGUAGAAAUUUUAUGUACUUUAAGUAACUAUGGUAUACGUACAAUUGCAGCAUUUUAUGAAAAUUUAUAUGGAAAAACUCUUGAGAGUGACUUAAAGGGAGAUACUUCAGGACAUUUUAAGAGAUUGUUAGUUUCUCUUGUUCAAGCAAACAGGGAUGAAAAUCAAGGAAUAGAUCAAGCUCAAGCUGCAGCAGAUGCUCAAGCACUUCAUGAAGCUGGUGAGAAACAGUGGGGUACAGAUGAAUCUCAAUUCAAUGCUAUUUUAGUAACACGCAGUUAUCAACAAUUAAGACAGACUUUUAUUGAAUAUGAAAAAAUAUCUGGACAUGACAUUGAAGUUGCUAUUAAAAAAGAGUUUUCUGGAAGUCUUGAAAAAGGUCUUCUUGGAAUAGUUAAAUGUGUGAAAUCAAAAGUUGGUUUCUUUGCUGAACGAUUGUAUGCUAGUAUGCAUGGUAUUGGUACAAAAGAUCGAACAUUGAUUCGCAUUAUUGUUUCUCGAAGUGAGAUCGAUUUGGGAGAUAUUAAAAAAGCUUUUGAAGAACGAUAUGGAAAAUCCUUAGAAAGCUGGAUCGCUGGUGAUACAUCGGGGGAUUACAAGAAAGCAUUACUCUCACUUGUUUAUACUUAAGUAAAACGAAAUGUUUUAUGAUACAAUUUAACAUAAUUUUGUAGCACAAAUACACGACGAGUGUUUCUUUGGUAUUCUGAAGUAACUUGCUUGCUUGAAGUGCUUACGCCAAUUUUUUUAUUAUUCAAGUAUAUAUGGGUAUAAAGGAUUGUCUAUUUUAGAAUCUCGAUUUUGAAAUCUCUAAAAAAUUACA